This is a messenger RNA of Hipposideros armiger (great roundleaf bat), 924 nucleotides long. It is a transcript of the gene TAC3, whose product is annotated as tachykinin precursor 3. The transcript is spliced from 8 exons. Lineage: Eukaryota; Metazoa; Chordata; Mammalia; Chiroptera; Hipposideridae. The coding region runs from base 169 to 582 and encodes 137 amino acids. Gene Ontology annotation, biological process: tachykinin receptor signaling pathway; positive regulation of blood pressure. The record is from RefSeq and is a predicted model, not a curated record.
UUGGGCGGAGAUCCUGCCACAUUCCCAGAUCCCCUCCAUUCCCCGCUACUCUCUUCACAGCAGCACCAGCAGCACCAGCUUUUGUGGGGAGCAGAGCAGUGCUCCCGGCCAGCUCCCUGAUCCUGCUAGACCAUCCAGCUCUAGGCUCAAAGCUGCUCCACAGGCACCAUGCGGAGCGCCCUGCUGUUGGCAGCCAUGCUGGCCCUCAGCCUGGCUCCAGGGGCUGUCUGUGAGGAGUCACAGGAGCAGACGGUACCUCGUGGGGUCCGCAACGAGCAGCCCAGGGACGUGUGGACUCUGGAGAAAGUGGCACCUCUGAGAUUCAAGAAAGUCCCGGAUAUCAACCAGUUGCUCAAGACACUCUCUGGCAGCGGCUCAGUCUCUGUGGAUGAAUUGCUCAAAAGUCUGGGCAAGGCUGGCCAGGAUCCUAAGAAAUUGUCACUCUUCCAGAAACGUGAUAUGCAUGACUUCUUUGUGGGACUCAUGGGCAAGAGAAAUAUCCAGCCAGACUCUCCUAUCGAUGUGAACCAAGAGAAUGUCCCCAGCUUUGGCAGUCUCAAGUAUCCUACCAAUGUGGAAUGAGAUGCCCCUCCCCUUCUCCCCCUGCUUUCCCAGCUGGUGGCUGGAGGGAGUUUUACAGGACGGAAGAUGUGAUUUCAUUUUUUUGGUUCUCGAUAGUUCACUUCUGGACUCCUGGCUGCAUCAUGAAGACACCCUGUCGCCCCCUUGAGUCCCCAGGUGCAUGCACUUUUAUUUCCCUUUCUCUUCCCAGCCUUGUAACACUCUUGUGCUUUGACUCCUUCCCCAUCCCUCUAUCCCACACUGAUGUAGAAAGUAUAUAAUGUAGAAAGCAUCCCCUAUCCCAGCCGGCAUUGACUAUAGAGUCCCCUGGCCUCCUCAACAAUAAAGAAUUUUUACGUAUGA